Thermothelomyces thermophilus ATCC 42464 is the source of this 3523-nucleotide messenger RNA. RefSeq lists its product as uncharacterized. Bases 359 to 3166 code for a protein of 935 amino acids. Gene Ontology annotation, molecular function: DNA binding; DNA-binding transcription factor activity, RNA polymerase II-specific; zinc ion binding. Gene Ontology annotation, biological process: DNA-templated transcription; regulation of DNA-templated transcription. NCBI's taxonomy places the organism in Eukaryota, Fungi, Ascomycota, Sordariomycetes, Sordariales, Chaetomiaceae. The record is from RefSeq and is a predicted model, not a curated record. The transcript is spliced from 4 exons.
CCCUCCCCUUUCCUCCCCACCAAGGGACUCAUGCCAAUCGUCUUACUACCAAAUACAAACCGAGUCCCCUGUGACACCUUGAGGUCUUUCCCACUGCUUGUUCUCCUUUGCAUCGUCGAAAGCAAAGUAAAGGUCCUCACGAACUUGGCAUUGGACACCCACGGAUACACGUCAAGCACGCUUUGGAGCCGCUUCACAUAGGAACCUACCCACAUACCCGCAACCACCCACCCGUCGACUCCGCUCGAAGCUCUCGCCGCAAGAUCCGGGUUCAAAUCUUCGACAGGACGGCAUCGCUAGGCCGCGGCCGCAGUUUCGAGACCAAUUCUAUGUUCGUCGACCUACGAGCACGCCCAUAAUGUCUGACCACGGGGAUUCACCGUCACCACGGUCGUCCUCGGGCCCAGCGGGCUCCGUGUCACCACCCCCGGCGCCUGCUACGGCACCAACCUCAACGGCAAGCACUGAGACGGCAGCCUCGCCCAAGAAGCGCAUGUCAGGAUCGACAGAAGGCAAAGUCACGAAACGGCGGGCGGCCCGGGCCUGCGUAUCGUGUAGGGCCCGCAAGGUACGCUGCGAUGUGGUUGAGGGUGCGCCCUGCGGCAAUUGCCGCUGGGACGACGUGGAAUGUAUUGUCCAGGAGAGCCGCAGGCGAAAAAAGAAUCUCCCAUACAACUGCGGCCCGGCAGCAGUGGGGGCGCGUGCUGGAACUGCCGAGGCACUUCGCACGAAGAGCAUUGGCGCCGCUCCCCCGGUCAUCACCGCCAAUCUCACGAAGCCAGCAUUUGCUCCGAACGGGUCCUUCUCUCUCCCCCUGAAUGGGGUCGACGGUGGACAGGCGGCCGGCGGUCUGCUCUACCAACAGACCCCUGGCGGGUUCGGCACCCCGGGGUCCGCGGCGGCAUCGGCGGCCCUGACGGGGUUUCCUCCGGUGGCCCCGGGAAUUGCGGCCUCUCCAGCGCUGCUGCACCCUCUCCUCAGGACUGCCUUCGAGCAGGCCAGCGAAUGGCCGGCCUUCAUCAAGCCCUUCCCGGACCGCGUGCUUGCGGAGGACCGGCAGUAUCUGGCUCAGAAGCAGGUCUUCUCGCUGCCGUCCCUUCCUCUGCAAAACGCCCUAAUUGCGGCUUUCAUCGAGUAUGUGUAUCCGUACAUGCCGCUCCUGGAGCUCCAUGAUUUUCUCAGGGUGGUCAACGACCGGUCCGGCGCCUCGGGCAAGAUCAGCCUGUUCUUGUACCAUGCUGUCAUGUUCUCCGCAACAGCUUUUGUGGACGAGACUCUGCUGAAGGAUGCCGGUUACGCGAGCCGGAGGGACGCAAGGAGGGCCUUUUUCUCCAGGACAAGGCUCCUCUACGACUUCGACUACGAGACGGAUCGCCUGAUCUUGGUCCAGGGCUUGCUGCUCAUGACGUACUGGUACGAGACGCCGGAUGACCAGAAAGACACCUGGCACUGGAUGGGCGUGGCCAUUUCGCUGGCCCACACCAUCGGCCUCCACCGCGACCCGGCCAAGACGCCCAUGAUCCCGCGGAAGCAGAAGCUGUGGAAGCGCGUUUGGUGGUCCUGCCUCAUGCGGGACCGCCUGGUCGCGCUCGGCAUGCGCCGUCCGACCCGGAUCAAGAGCGAAGAUUUCGACGUGCCCCCGUUGAACGAGGAUGAUUUCGAUAUCGACCCCCUUCCGGCGGAGAACACCCUGCUGGGGCCUGAGUGCGCCCUGAUCCGCGACGUCGGAAUGCAACGCGAGCUCGCCGUCAUGUGCAUCGAGAAGGCCAAGCUGUGCAUGCUCAUCGGCGACAUGCUCAGGGUGCAAUACUCGGUCCUCAGUCGCAGCGGCGUGCGGCCCGAGCACACCAUCAACAGCACCCACAUGUUGCUCCCUAACAAGAAUCCCGAGAACAUGCAAGAAGUCGAAAAGGUCGACCAGAACCUGCGGGACUGGUUCGCCGGCCUGCCUGAGCCUUGCCGGUACCGCCCGCUCGAUUCCGUCACCAUCACCGAUGCCAACAAGGUCAUCGCCGUGCAGCGCAACCUCCUCCACAUGAUCUACCACACCACCGUCUCGGCCCUGCACCGCCCGCUCUUCCUUCCGGCCUCGCCCACCGAAGGGCCCCGGACCCCGGUCGAAGUGCAGGAAACGGCCCGGAAGCGCGUGCGCGAGGCGGCCGAGCAUAUCACUCGCAUGGCCGCCGAGAUGCGCCAGCACAGCCUCGACCGGUUCCUGCCGACGACCGGCGUGACCGUCAUCCUGCCGGCCAUGAUUGUGCACAUGCUCGACACCAAGAGCCUCGACCCGGACACCCGCGCCAAUGCCGUGCGGGGCCUGAAGGAGUGUCUCGUGGUGAUGACCAACCUGCGGAACAUCUAUGCAGCGGCAGAUUUCGCGACCGGAUUCCUGGAUGCGUUGCUGCGGAAGGGUAUGCUGGGCCAGGCCCCCCAACCUCAACCGCCGCAGCCGACACCGCCGUUGGUGGCCAUGCCGGGAGCGCGGCCGGGCAAGAUACUCAACCGCGUCCUGGCGCCGGCGCUGAAUCUCGUCCCCGAGCGCCCGUCGACGCCGCCCCCGGAGAACGUGUUUCUCAAUCUGAGGACGGCCAGCAACAACAAUAACGCUAAUAAUAACAAUAACGGCACCACCGCCAGCAGCCUCUUCCCCCCGCAGAGCCAUCACGGCCCCAUCGCCACGACACAAGCCUUUAUGCCCAACGUAUCAGAUGACGCCGGCGACCCGUCCGCCCUCGCUGCCGCCGUCGGCGCGACCACGCCGCCGCAUACCGACAGCGAAGAUGUAGACAUGGACGUGGACGUGUCCAUGGCGGAUGAGGUCAUGGGCAACGGCGGCAGUAGUAGCAGCAACGGCGGCACCGGGCUCGACUUUACCGCCGGCACUCCUGCUGGUCUGGGAGGUACGAGUGGCGACAGCACCGCGCCCGGCCUGUUGGCUGGUGCGGGCGCCGGUGCGGGGGCGGGCGCGGGGGGCAACAACUUUGAUUUUGACCAGUGGCUGCAGUUCCCUGCCGAGGGCGGGCUCAGCACCUCGGACGACUCGUUCAUGGGAGGCAUGUUUUCGGCCGGGCCCGGGGAUCACCCUCAUCAGGCCGGGUUGGAGAUGGGCGGUGGCGAGGGGGCCAUCGAGCAGUGGAUGAGCUUGCCCGAGGGGAUUAGCCACUAACGAGUGGACUCGGUUAUUAUCCUGCCCGAUGAAGGGUUUGGUCUGAUCAAGGCUUCUUUCAUAGCCUCGUCUUCCUCUGCUUUCUUCUGCCCUGGGGCUUCUUCUCUUUUGGUUUCGCUGGCUAGCAAAGUUUCAUGAUCCAUGAUAUGAGCCAGGCGGGUUGGAUUAUGGGAGAGAACGGCGUCGUAAGGUUUUUUUUUAUUCCGUCGCCCUUCGACGAAUGAAUUUGCCAAGAAUCCUCAUAUGGUUAUGGACCGGGUUGGAAUUGGAAGGCAAAAAGCUCGAAUAGGUAUAUCCAAUGUUUUACGGAGUAGAGCGGCUAAUGAUGAUUAAAUAUGUCAACUAAACAAGCUACAC